CUCCCCCGUGGCGCCCGCCCUGCCGCCCGCCCGGCGCUCGGGAACCUGCCACCGCACAGCCCCGCUGCUUCCCCGCGCCCCGGCAUGAAGGGCCCCCUGUUCGGAGCCAUGUUCUCCCGGCACGUCAAGCGGCACCCUGGCCUCGUCCCGCUCAUUGGCUUCAUCAGCGUAGGCCUGGGCAGCGCUGUCCUGUACCUGCUGCGGCUGGCCCUGUACAGCCCCGACGUCAGCUGGGACCGGAAAAAUAACCCUGAGCCCUGGAAUAAGCUGGGCCCCACGGACCAGUACAAAUUUAUGGCAAUUUCCACGGACUACAAGAGCCUCAAGAAGGACCGUCCCAGUUUCUGAGCUGCCAUGUGGAAGGGGCUCCCGCGCCAGCGGGGGGUGGGGGGGGUGGGGGCACUCCCAUGCCCACUGAGCCCCUGCUGCUUCGCCCCCCCGCCGGUGCCGCUGGCCCCGCAGUGCUGCAGCACACGCCAUCACCUGCACACAGGCUUGAGCACCACCCCCCCCACCCUUCCCCCGGCACCCGCAAACCAUGGGGCUGUGCACCCUGGCAAUAAACCAUGUCAUGCCAGGAGCGCUGGGACCCCCCCCCCCCCCCGGCCCUUGCCAGUAAACCCGCGCGCUUGCUUCUUGCAUGGAGCCACAGCCCUUGGGCAGGGAGUGAGCACCGGGGGGGGGGGGGGGGGGCAGCAGGCACUGCUCUCGCAGCUUGCAAAAUUUCCAUAAAACUCACAGGACUGUAAUAAAGCAUUGGCGGGGGGGGGGUGAGGCCAGGAAAAUAUAUUAUAUAAACUGUU
Dromaius novaehollandiae (emu) is the source of this 803-nucleotide messenger RNA. It is a transcript of the gene COXFA4L2, whose product is annotated as NDUFA4 mitochondrial complex associated like 2. The coding region runs from base 85 to 348 and encodes 87 amino acids. The transcript has 4 exons. Lineage: Eukaryota; Metazoa; Chordata; Aves; Casuariiformes; Dromaiidae. The record is from RefSeq and is a predicted model, not a curated record.